Messenger RNA from Mugil cephalus (flathead mullet), 1608 nucleotides. RefSeq lists its product as uncharacterized. Bases 547 to 1503 code for a protein of 318 amino acids. The transcript has 2 exons. The record is from RefSeq and is a predicted model, not a curated record. NCBI's taxonomy places the organism in Eukaryota, Metazoa, Chordata, Actinopteri, Mugiliformes, Mugilidae.
CACAUAACACAAUAUUUAUUCAUUUGUUAUUACUAUUAUUAUUAUCACCGUUUUUGUUAUCAUUACCAUAAAAUAUUGUAGUACAAAGAUAAUAAUAGAACUGACUUUAUUGGAAUUUUACUCAUACAACUCAUAAGAGAAGUGUGAACCCAGUGUUUUUUUUAAUCUCUCGAAGGAGCCAUGUUGCUAAUAGACCAUCUUUGCCUAGCCACCUCAGCAAACAAAAAUCCUUGCUAUGCUUUCAAAUUAAAGCCUCUUCCACCUCCACCUCCAUCAUCUUUCAUAUCCACCAUCUUGGAGUGGUUUUUGUGUCAGGCAUUGUAACUGCCUCGACUUAAGUUGAAAUUUUCCCCCACUCAUUAAAGAUUAGAGGUGACUGGGGUUUGUGUGCACGUUACCAUAACAGCAGGUUUAUUAGGGAAUGCCAGGGAGUCAUUUGAUUGUUAUUUCUCAUUGCCACUGAAGAGGAAACAAGUUCAGUCUGGUAUAGCUGAGAGUUUUGAAAGUUUUUGUUUGUUUGUUGUUGGGAGAUGCAAGAUAUUUGCAAUGUUAAUUUCCUCUACAUUUUGGAAUGGGAAACGGGAAGAAGAUGAGAUGACAGUAUCAGAGAAACCUGAACCAAACACUUUGCCAUUGAUUGUGGUAAAGAAAUCAGUUCCCAGGAUAAGACCUGUGAAGCCAAAGGAGACGACUAAGGGGACUCUGUCAAACAGCAGGUCCACUAGAGUCAAAGGUAUGACUACAUGUGAGACGUCAGGGAACAUAAUGAAGCUUUGUGUCAACUUGAUGCCCAUUUUGGCCCUGGCCAAGGAGGAGGAAGAAGAGGAGGAGGAGGAGGAGGACAGAAGUAUCAGCUUUAUGGAUCAAACGGCAACAGAAAAUAGCAGCAAAAUAGACCCAUCGGCAGAUGAGAAACACAAAUCCACCGAUUCUGAUUCAGGAUUAACUUCAGAGAAAACAACAGAAGCCAAACAAUCACAGACUCCUCGGGUUGUGCUGCCGCCUGUAUCUCAACCAAAACCAGCCAGUGAGUGGCGUGACCGUCAGGAGAUCCAGAGGUGUCAGAAGCCUCUGCCUCCCAUCACGCUACGUCACCAAGAAACAACCAACACCUCUCCAAACUUUACAACAGGCAGCUGUGGAGACAAUGGACCAGUUACGGGACAAGUGUUGGACAGCAGGCCCUGGAGGGACAAUCCUCUGUUCUCUAAAAGUAGAUCUGCAGAGUUUCGUCUUCCUGACAUCUCCCUGUGCAGCCUGGAUGCCCUGCUGCAGACGGUGACGCAGAAACUGGGUAAAAAGAGGAGAGGCGGCGAUAAAGCUCUAAGAAGAAGAACCCAGGCCGAUCGUGUCUUUGUUUCUGUUAGUGAACAUCGUUUCAGACAGACGAGUGUCUGGCAGCAGGAUGGGAACAUGGACAACAUGUAUGGCCGAUUUGGCCCUUUUACGAGAGUUAUCCAUCAGAGUUUCAUACACGAGUACACAGAUCAGCCACAACCCUAAAAGCACCAAGAAAUGUAGGAAAUAACGACCUCUAUAAACAAAUGUGUGGAUGUGUUCUUGCCUUGCCCAUCUCAUCGAGGACUCAGCAAAGCCGGAUAUCCCAGA